AAUUGAAAGAUACUUGGGCAAAAAAUAACCAUGAAAAGUUCCGUUAUAUAAAUGAAGACACUAGUAUAAAAGAAUCGUAUAAUUCAGUUCAAAAUGCAAUAGAAAGCUUGCAACAAGAAAUACUUCAAGAUCAAGUUGACUCACGCCAAUUUCAAGUACGAACAGAAAAUAUACAAGCACUUAUAAAAUCUUUUAAUGAAAUCUUUUAUGAACGCUAUAUAAAAGAGCUUGAAGCUAAACUUCUAUAUAAUGACAUUCUUGAUGACUUGAAAGCAAUACUUUCACAACUUAGGGAAAGUAAAUUGAGUCUAAAUCAAGUUGAUGAACAUCUAAUGAACAAAAUAAAGAACAAAGUUGAUUAUAUUAAUAAUCAUAUUAGAACUGAAUUCACAAAAAUGAAUGAUUGUGGAUAUAAGGAUGAGUUUGAAGCUUUAAAAGACUCACUUACAAG
This is a messenger RNA of Racocetra fulgida, 451 nucleotides long. The record is from the annotation of a GenBank genome assembly. NCBI's taxonomy places the organism in Eukaryota, Fungi, Glomeromycota, Glomeromycetes, Diversisporales, Gigasporaceae.